Puntigrus tetrazona (Sumatra barb) is the source of this 1331-nucleotide messenger RNA. RefSeq lists its product as uncharacterized. NCBI's taxonomy places the organism in Eukaryota, Metazoa, Chordata, Actinopteri, Cypriniformes, Cyprinidae. The transcript is spliced from 4 exons. The coding region runs from base 178 to 930 and encodes 250 amino acids. Gene Ontology annotation, cellular component: trans-Golgi network. The record is from RefSeq and is a predicted model, not a curated record.
AUUGUAUACGUCAUGCAAUCGCCUUAUUAGGAGUUUGUCAUAUAUUAUUAUUACUCUCGACUGUAACAAUGAUCUGCUGCAGAGCUGGAAUCUGACACGUUGGUGUGUGUCAUUAUCACCAGCGCGUUAGCUGAUGUGUUAGUUAGCGUUCAGACCCGUUCGCGGUGAACGUUCACGAUGGUUCUCUCCGUUCUGAGCGUGGUUUGUUUGUCCCUGGGCCUCACAGCAGCGGAGCACGGCGGCUGUAUUAAAGUCAACCGGUGUAAAUGUCUGAUGAGGGACGGUACCGGGAUCAUUGAUUUGGGAUCGGUACCGGGUCCGGACGGCUUCAUCCAGCGACUCCAUCCCCUGGCGUCAGACGUACUGCUGUCCUUCAGCCCGUGUCUGUCCUUCUCUCAGCCCGAGGAGCUCAGCAUCACCGCCUGCACCGACGUGGCCGUCUGUGUCGUGAUACGGACUCAGCAGGACGACGGCUUCGUCGAGCAGUACUUGAACUACGGCAGACACGAAGGCAACACAUUCAGCUACAACGACUCCAAGAAAACCCUCACCGUGUCUUAUUCCAUGUUUCCAGGCAGCGAGCCUCGAACGGUGGUUCACUACCAGUGCGGUCCAAACCGCUCCGUCACACACAGCCAGAGCUUCAGGGCCGACGGGCCCCUGGAGAUGUGGGUGGAGAGCCCCUGCGUGUGUCCGAACGCCUGCGCCCUGGUGGACGUGGGUCCCGGGACCAUCUUCCUCAUCAUCCUCUGCCUCAGUGUGACGGCUUACUUCAUUAUAGGCUCCUGCGCGCUCCGGCCCUUCAGGACCGCUGACGGUGUUCGGAUGGCUCCGGAGGACAGCGUUUGGUGCAUGAUCUGCUUCCAGCUCCGAGAGCGGUCCGAAGGCGGCAGGCGGAAGAGGAACUACUCUCUGACCGACACGCUGUGAUCCCGCCGUUUCAGAGAAGAAUGCAUACGGGCGUUUAAAAGGAUCUCCGCUUCAAAAAACCCAUCUGCGAAUCCUGAAGUUAAAAAUGUCUUUGGCAUCGAUAACCGUUAAAAAUGGUUCAGCCUAAAAUCGGGAGUAAUGAUGCUGAAAAUGCAGGGAAAAAUGACAUUUUACAAUAUACAAUCACACAUUACAAUAAUGCACUUUUUAUCAAUUAAGCAUUUAUUAAUCUUAGCUAGUGCAUUAUUAAAAUCGCAAGUUGUGUUUGUUACCGUGAGUUAACACUAGUGGUAUUUUUAUACUAGCUCAUGUUGAAAAAGAUGAAUAAAUACCGUAAUAAAUGUAUUGUUCAUUACCUAAUGACAUCUCAUUGUAAAGCAAUAAAUUCUAUUUCUGUUCUA